UGCAUGCUUCGACGAGUGAGUUCUAGGUCCUGUUUAUGCAUGCAUGUAGUCUGUAAUGUUACACAGAACAAUCAGCGAGUGAGUUCUAGGCUAAAUGUGUUAAGUGUUCACCGUCAGGCAGUAACCACGUUACAUUUAUCUGUACUUUAUAUCAGACAACACUUUGUCGCUGCUGUCACUUAAAAAACGAGCAUUAUAAUUAUAUACAUAUCAAAAAGUUUUCAAAAUCGACUAUCUUAUGGUUAGGAAUGUUAUUUCAUUGAGGUCGAAACACACAAAUGUAUUGUUUUUAUUUCAACAGAGCUGUAUGAGGAUGAACAAGCUACUGUUACUUGCGAUCGCAGUCGGUCUUAUUGCAGCAGUUGGUGGUUUGCCGUUGCCGCCGGUCAUAGAUAAUCCCAUAGAUACUGGGUCACGUGGUGGACGUGUUGCCGCUGACGCGUGUCAGCAGCCAAUGACAAAGGGUCCCUGUGAAGCAGCGUUCACCAGAUACUUCUACAACCCCCAGACAUCCACUUGCGAGCAGUUUGACUACGGCGGCUGUUGGGGAAAUGACAACAACUUCGCUAGCCUGCAAUUAUGCCAGGAGACGUGCAUGAGUGAUAUGUUGAAUGAUUUACCUCCUCCGCCAGGGGACGCUCUCUCCAAACUGUUUCCAGAACAGAAAUAAUAUGUUACAGUGCAGACUAUUCUACAGUUGAUGUAUUGUCAAAGUUUGCACAUUUUUUUUUUCAUAAGCGUCCUAAAUUUUGAAGUGCAUCCUAUGUAUAUGUCUUUUAAAUUCUAUUCACCUCCUAAUUCAUCUGUUUAAAAAAAAUGAAUGGAAUCUUGUCAAAAAGUCCACUUCAAAAAUCACACUUAGCUCAAAUUAUUAUAGUUUGUUACUGGCUUUACAUGCAUGUCCAUAUUUUGUAAUUUCGUACUUAACAGACCUUUGCGAAGUAUAGUAUAUAUACCAAACUGUUCCUUAACCCUUUGCCUGCUGGCGGCAAGUGAUUCUGCCUCUGCGACCAGUGCAGACCAAGAUCAGCCUGCACAUCUGUGCAGUCUGAUCAUGGUCUGCACUGUUCGCUGUUCAGUCUGUAAAUUUUCAGUUAAAACCCCUUCGAAUAAUAAAUGGUAUUGCCCAUAUUGAAAGAUGGACCAGUCCAUUUUAGAAAUUUAGCAGGCUAAGGGUUAAAUAAGAAAUAGUGAGAAGAACUAUCUAAAGAGGUAAUUGUGUUUGAAAAUAUAGUUUGCUCUGUAAAACAUAUAUAUUCUUUGUUCAUAGACUAUUUUGUAUUCUUUUUCAAAAGUAUGUUUUCAAUAUGUUUAUAAUAUGAUAGUUUUUACUGUUCAUCUAACAAGGUUAUGAUAAAAUGCGCUAAGCCUGAAGAAAAGUUAGUACAUAACAUGUAUUUUCAUGAUUUCUUUUCAUAUUGACGCAAAUAAAAUAUUUCAGUUUCAUAUUCCCGUGUUUUAUUUUGACCUUAAAACUUACAUGUUGUCAUCUUACGGCAGUGUAAGAUUAUGUGUUUUAGCUUGGGGCAGGUAUACCAAGCAGUAAAUAAUUAAUAUUUGAUUGCUUUUUCCUCCAGUGUACAAGGCUGUUUCUUUUUCAGAAAAGAAUGAAUAUAUGAUAGAUAUUACUAGUAACUAUGGAUUUGAUAUUAGAUGAUUAGAAUCUUCAAUCUUGAUAUUAGAUGAUUAGAAUCUUCAAUCUUGAUUUCUAAGACGUAGACGCUGUUCGAUUAUAUGACUGAGUAUUCAACUCGCGUCCGACAAAAUUCAAUGUUCAAUUGUAUAAACUGAUUUUAUAUGCAUGAUAAGUGAUCCACAGACAUAAUGCAAUGUUUUGAGAUGUUGUUGUGCCCUCCUGUUUUAAAUGAACAAUACUGGGAACUGUGAGAGAC
Molecule: messenger RNA, 1892 nt
Organism: Mercenaria mercenaria
Lineage: Eukaryota; Metazoa; Mollusca; Bivalvia; Venerida; Veneridae
Product: kunitz-type serine protease inhibitor microlepidin-1-like
Exons: 2
Coding region: 239-670 (143 amino acids)
Molecular function (GO): serine-type endopeptidase inhibitor activity
Source: RefSeq, a predicted model, not a curated record